Molecule: messenger RNA, 9358 nt
Organism: Tachysurus vachellii
Lineage: Eukaryota; Metazoa; Chordata; Actinopteri; Siluriformes; Bagridae
Gene: tet3
Product: tet methylcytosine dioxygenase 3
Exons: 11
Coding region: 632-6238 (1868 amino acids)
Biological process (GO): positive regulation of transcription by RNA polymerase II; oxidative demethylation
Cellular component (GO): nucleus
Molecular function (GO): zinc ion binding; DNA binding; DNA 5-methylcytosine dioxygenase activity
Source: RefSeq, a predicted model, not a curated record
AGGGAGGGAGGUGUUCACAUCAGUUAGAGAGAGACAGAAGGAAAGGGGAAACACAGAGAGAGAGAGAGAGAGAGAGAGGGAGGGGGUUGUGUGUGUAUAUCUGUGUAUUACUGUGUCUCUAUGUGCGCGCGUGAGUGUGUGUGUGUGUGUGUGUGUGUGUAGAGUGCAGUGCCGAUAGUGAUCACACGGGCUUUAAAUAAAACCCUCCAGCGUGUAUGCGCUCGACCCGCAAAGGAGAGGAAGUGAGAGAGAGAGAGAGACAGAGAAAGAGAGAGAGAGAAAAAAAGAGAAAGAACGAGGGAAGGAGAGAGAAGGAACGAGUGAACACGAACAGGAUCAAAAAUUUUAAAAGCACAAGAUGGCUUCCUGAAUGGACAGAAAAAGAGAGUUAGAGAGGAGAAAAUAAGAAGGGGAAAGGUCGAGAGAGAGAAGAAGAAACACAGAAAGCGAGAGAUAGCUGAGAGGCUUUUGAUGGGGAUACGAGUAGCUGGUGGUGAGAAGAAACAACAGGACUGAGAGGACGGCGGACCAUUCUGACGACGGUAUUAGAGCGCACACCUCGACCCCCAACCUGGCCACAGAGACUGUUUCAGUGGCGGGUUCAGUGGAUGGCCCCAGCAGAAGUGGCCAGAUGGAAAUUGACCAUGGAUGCCUGGACAAAGGCGUAUUGAACCAGGCGCUGUCCAAUGGGCUCAAUCAGCAUGGAGAAGAAAUAAAUAGUCUUGAAGGUGCAACUUUGGCAAAGCUUAGCCACCAGAACCAGGAGACAUUAACAUGUCUUCCCCAGUCACAGGGAUGGGGACCUGGGAAUCUGAAAGUAUCCUCUACCCCUCAGCAGCAGGAAGCAGGCUGGAGUGACCAGAGCACAAGUAGCUUGGGGGACAGCGUAGACAUGGAGAAUGCUAGAACUCUGGUGGCCUUCUCAGCUAGUGCAGGUUCCUUACCCCCUUGCAGUGUUCCUCAACCUACUCAUAACCCUAAUACACAGCUGUAUGAGAAAUUCAACCGGGAAAUGGCCAAUCGAAGGGAUGACAAUAAGCAAAAAACAUGGAUUGGUGAUGAUCAGCACUGCACUUCAGAGGAUCUGAACACCCUCCAGAUGGCUUUAAAUCAAGCCCGUCAUGGUCACAAACCGCCAAACUGUGACUGCGAUGGACCUGACUGUCCUGAUUACCUUGAAUGGCUGGAAAAGAAGAUCAAAAUGGCAGGCAAUGGCCAGGAAAAAGGUCUUUGCAAGUUAUCUGGUGCUUCUCAGACAGAACAACAACACUAUCAGUCUCAGCCACAACCUCAACCAAAUGGUGCAAACAACACUUGUGGGUCAGAACCACAAUCACAGAACUCUGUUAACCAGCCUCCUGCCCCAAGACCUUAUUGCCCUCUACCACCUAUUCCCUGUUCUCCAAGUGUGCUAUCCAUUGCUAAAGAGAGGAAUGUCAGUCUACAGACAGCUAUUGCCAUUGAGGCCCUGACCCAACUAUCUGGCACUAGUGGGCCUGUGGGAGAGUCAACAUUUGGAAACUCCAACCAUGCUUCAGUUCAGCCCCCAUCUCAAACCCAAGAUGCGCUGCGAUUAACUGCUUCUUCACCUGGAUCCCUUUCAUCAUUGCCUGCUUCCACUGUACCCCAAUCUUUCUCAUCUGGGCAUUUUACUCAACAAAAUUCUGCUUCAUGGGAGCAACACAGCCUUGAGUCACAGGGUCCCGCACAUCAAUCCUCCCAAUACAGGCCCUCCAACUCCCCUUUUUCAAUCUCACACCCAUCAACCCCAAGUCCAUCACCUCACCACUGGCAACAGAGCACUGGAGCAAGCUGUGAGAAAAGCUCUCCUAGGAAUCCAUGGAUGUUAAAAUCUGAAAAUCAGGCUUGUUUUCCACACCCUUCCCAUGGCAGCAGUGACCCAAUGUCUGAAUUGAAACAGCUUCUAGGAGACAGAAGUGGAAAGUACAAUAGUACUACCUUCAAGUUUCCCGCCCCACCUCAAAAUCUGAAGGACAACCUAGUGAUGCCUCAUGUCAAACCAGAGGUCAACAAUAGGGACUUUCCAGUUGAUGGAAUGCUAAAUAGUCAGCAGCAGUUUCAAAGCCAGCAGAUUUCUCAGUCUAUUAGAAACUCAACUCAGGCAGCACUGCAACAGCACCUUCAUCAUAAACGUAACCUCUUUUCUGGUCAUCAAACUUUCGAUAUGCGAGCACCAAUGACAUGCCAGACUCUCCGCAAAUGGUGGCCACAGUCUACACCGGAGAGUGCUCUAACUAUCAAGCAGGAACCCAGAGAACCCAAGAAGAAAAAGAACACACACAGUUCUCCUCAUCUUAAGCAGCCUAUGGGUGGACUGCUUGGUCCAUUGGGCACACCUCUUCCUAAACCUAAACAGAUUAUCAUUAAAAAGCCCAAGCAAAAAGCUUCUCAGCCUCUCUUUCUCCCACAGAUUCAGAUUGCAAUACAGAAGCCAAGCAUGUCUGUGAGUAUACCAUCCCAACCUACACCAUCUCUAAAUGUCAUGGAAGAUGUACUUCCUCCCUGUCUACCCCCAUAUAACUCCUCUCAGGUGGUAGUGAGCCAGGCAGCUCCUGCCCAAUCUCAGGAAUCAGUUUUAAACAGCAGUAGUACUCCCAUCUCUGGAAACACCCCCCUAAAUUCCAGCCCUCAUAAUGUCCCUGUGCCCCCUAGCCAGGAAGAACUGACUAGCUCAGAACCCACCAUAGUAGCUGAGGGCACCCUGGCUGCCACCACUUCCACAAAUCAGACUGCCACAUCUCAGUCCACUCCACCUUUAUGUGGCCUCAGUUCCUUAGAUCCAAAAUUCGAGGAACUUAUUCGUCAGUUUGAGGAAGAAUUUGGGGACACAUCUACCACUGUCACAGAUGCUCCAGAGCAAGGCUUUGCUCCUUAUGUAGUAACUGAGUCACAUCCAAAUCAGGACAACUCAGGACAAGCCAGACCCCAGUCACCAGACCUAGAAAAACUCAACAAGGUUCUGGUCCCAACAAAUGAGCCUGAACCCAAUCUGAAGCCGGCUGAGAGAGAGAAUUCAGAGACAUCCAUGUCCUCCAACCAGCUUUCUGCCAUCAAACAAGAAGAUGAAGAGUGUGAAGUAGAUGUUAAGCCCUCAGAUCAGCUACUGGCUCUGGCAACAGAAGCGUAUCUGCAGCAACAACAUCACAAAAUCCUUGUAAACCCCUUCACAACAGCCUGCUCUCCCCCGACCAAACGCAUGAAGAUUGAAUCAUCUGGCGGUGUAACGGUGCUUUCCACCACUGCCAAUUUCUCCACUGCAGGGGAGAAUCUAGAUACACCCACAAAAGAGAGUUUUCCCUCAUCCCCUUCACUAAAAGGUUUUUUGGAAUCUCCGCUACACUACUUAGAUACCCCAACCAAGAGUCUUCUGGAUACACCUGUAAAGAAUUCUCAAGCAGACUUCCCCAUCUGUGACUGUGUGGAGCAAAUCAUAGAGAAAGAUGAAGGCCCAUACUACAAUCAUUUGGGAUCAGGGCCAACUGUGGCUUCAAUAAGAGAGCUUAUGGAAAACAGGUACGGUGAAAAGGGUGAAGCCAUCCGUAUUGAGAAGGUAGUGUACACAGGAAGGGAAGGCAAGAGCUCCCAGGGAUGUCCUAUCGCAAAAUGGGUGAUCCGUCGCAGCAGCGAGAAAGAGAAGUUGCUGUGCCUGGUGAGGCAUCGGGCCGGGCACCACUGUGCCAACGCUGUUAUCAUAGUUGUCAUUAUAUCAUGGGAGGGCAUCCCAAAGGCUCUUGGUGAUAAACUUUAUCGAGAGAUCACCGAGACCAUCACCAAAUACGGCAACCCCACCAGUCGCCGUUGUGGCCUCAAUGAAGACCGUACUUGUGCAUGCCAGGGUAAAGACCCCGAGACCUGCGGUGCUUCGUUCUCUUUUGGGUGUUCUUGGAGCAUGUACUUUAAUGGGUGUAAAUAUGCUCGCAGCAAAAUCCCCCGCAAAUUCAGACUGCAGGGAGAACACCCCAAAGAGGAGGAACUUCUCAGGGAUAACUUCCAGGAAUUGGCCACUAAAGUGGCACCUGUAUAUAAGAUGCUGGCCCCUCAGGCAUACCAAAACCAGUGUUUAACUGAGAAAAUGGCUUUGGACUGUCGGCUGGGGCUCAAAGAAGGACGACCCUUUUCUGGCAUCACUGCAUGCAUGGACUUCUGUGCCCAUGCUCACAAAGACCAACAUAACCUCCAUAACGGCUGCACUGUGGUUUGCACGCUUACAAAAGAGGACAAUCGGGCAGUGGGCGUAAUCCCAGAGGACGAACAGCUGCACGUGCUUCCGCUUUAUAAGAUUUCUUUGACUGAUGAGUUUGGCAGUGAAGAGAACCAGCGGCUAAAGAUGAAAACCGGUGCAAUCCAGGUGCUUGACAAGUUCCGCCGGGAGGUCCGGAAGCUUCCGGAGCCUGCCAAGUCCUGCCGGCAGCGGCGGCUAGAGGCCAAGAAAGCUGCGUCUGAGAAAAAGAACAAGAGACAGCAGCUGUCUGAGACACCAGAAAAGACAAUUAAGAAAGAAGUUUCUCUGCAUGGCAAUAAAGCAAUUCCAAAACAAGAGGUGAAGCCCACCAUCAAAAAAGAAUCAGCUGACCACUUUCAGGCCAUCAAUGGAGCCUUGAAUGGCUACCCACCCAUUGGGAAUGCCAAAAUGUGUCAUGAUACCUACAGUAUGAAUGGUGCCUACUCUUCCAUUCCUGGUCCCUAUGCAAGAGGUAGUCUGCCUUCCAACAGCCAGUCUUCUACACAUAGCCCCAUCAAUGGCUUCCAUCCAAACCUUCAAGGGAUGCCCUACAAUUACAACUAUGCUACGAAAGGUCUUUUGCCCCCUGAAGUCUUAGGUUAUAUGGCUCAUAAUGGGACCUCUCACAAGGCUGUUGGAGAAGAACAGAAACCCAAUGUCCAGAGUCUUCACACCAGGCUGGUUCCAAACCAUGCUGAUCACCACCACCAACAAGGGGUCAGCAUGACCAACCAUAGCUACAUACACCAGUCUGAGCUUUCUGAGACUACAGCACCACUUAAACGUGCUCCAUCUGCACCUCCAGAUCAGAUGCACCGUGUCACACCAAUCAUCAAGCAGGAGCCCAUGGAAGUACCGCUAUAUGACAGCAGAACAGACGGGCAAGUCCGAAGUUGCCCCGUCACUCCCAGUGUCACCCCACAACCCGACACCUGGCACACACCCAAUGGCAGCUUAGCAUCCAAGGGCUGGGAUGGAAAUCUCAGACCAGGCCAAGCUAAUUCACCCUUCACUCCAGAAAAGCAGAUGCUUCACCAGCAGCACCAUAACCAACUUCAGCAUUUUAAAUAUGCCCAACAGCAGCAACAAUGGCGCUCCUACCCUGGUACUCCAGUAGCCUCCCCUAGUCCCACUCCAACUCUCAAGACAGGUCUAUCUCCAGCUCCUUCCCCUCACCCAGCAACCCCACAGCACUGGGUCAGCCCUGCCCCCAGUCCACAGCCCAGAGCUUGGGUUCAACCAGGGUCCUUGGGUUAUGGUCAUGGUGCACUUAGACAGGGAACCCCUGUUGGGGCUUUCCCAGACAAGAUGCUGGCUGAGGCUGCAGAGGUCCGUGGCUCCACUCCCCUGGGCCUUGAGGAGAAGGCAUGGAAAUUUGGAGGUGCAUCUGCAGCAGGAAGCAAUCCAUCCCCUGCUCCAGAAGGUCGCCUGUUUCCAGAUGCACUGCAGAAGUUGAACGGACAAGCAUGCUGGGAUAGUGAGGUAGAAUGUGAACGAGAGCCAGAAGAAGAGGAGGUGUGGUCGGACAGCGAGCACAACUUCCUGGAUCCCAACAUUGGCGGAGUAGCAGUAGCUCCUGCACACGGGUCCAUUCUUAUUGAAUGUGCCAGACGGGAGCUACAUGCCACCACUCCCUUGAAAAAACCAGACCGAAGUCACCCGACCCGCAUCUCCCUGGUGUUCUACCAGCAUAAGAAUUUGAAUCAGCCCUGUCAUGGACUGGCACUGUGGGAAGCCAAAAUGAAGCUGCUAGCUGAGAGAGCAAGGCAGAGGCAACAAGAGGCAGCUCUUCUAGGUCUUUCACAGGAAGACAUCAAAGCUUACACAAAGAAGCGCAAGUGGGCAGAUGGAAUAUUAAGUUCAACCUCUGAGCCAACAAAAGACAAGCGUGAAGUGGUAACCCGGCUGGCCCCAACACUGCACACCACCAACACGGUCACAGCGUCACCCUAUGCCUUCACUCGAGUCACUGGGCCAUACAGUUGCUUCAUAUGACCUCUGAAUGAACGGUUGCAGAAAAUGGAAGUACAGGAAAAAAAAAAACUCUCCCUACUCUGUAUCUUCUCCCUGACCAACCAGAGAGAUGGUGGAUAGACAAUUUUUUAAUUUUUAUUAUUUUUUUUUUUACCUCAUGUUUUGGUAGCAGUUUGGGAGUCCCCCAAAUGAACAUGCUGCCUAUGGUGCUCUUGUUCUCUCCAAAAUGGAAGGGAUUUCAUAGUUUACCCUUCCUAAGUGAAUUUAAUGAUUCUAAUAUUAUUUCUAUUAUCAAUAUUAUGAUUGCUAUUGUUACUGUCGAUGUUAUUACAGGUAUUGUUAUAUUAUGAAGAUGACUAUUUUUUAUUUUAAAUUGUAUUGUUUUUCCUCAGUGUCAUUAUGAUUGUUUAAAGCCCCCUACCCUCUACGAUGAGGCUCUUGUCUUCAUCGCUCUUCCUUGUUCAAUAUGAAUGUGUGAACAAGAUGAAUGGAUUUUUUUUAAUUUUUUUUUUUUUGCUUUUUACCCAUCAACCUCUUCAUAAAACAGCACCUUUACAUCAAUGCAAGCCAAGAGUCUACGACACAAGACACUCUGGAGAAGGACGGGGUUUGUAAGUGGGCUAGUUCUAAUUCUGUGGUGACCGUGUAAGACCAAAUCAUAUUUACAGAAUCUGUGGCACCGUUGCUGGCCUUUCUACUUAGUGCCACUCAAAGUGGCACCUACAGAGUAGGUUCCUGGUGCUUUAUUCCUGUCUUUGCUGUCAUUUGCCCUCAUCAUCAUUGCAGCUGGCAAUGGACCAAGGUGCUCUUUAACGGCAGAAAAAGUCCAGUUAAGCAACCAGCUGACCUGAAUAGAUGUCAUUGCCUGAGGCUUUCUCAUCAUCAACCAGACGGUGCUGACUCGUUUCUUUAUUGGUGCAGUAUCUAGUUUCUAUCCAUGAGACAGCAGUAAGUCAAUGCUCUCUCUGAGGUGCUAGUGCAGUUUGACCCACCCUAACAAUGCCCUAAAAUUUCCUAGCGUGGGACCUGUACUCUGCAUCGCAAACGAACUUAUUUUAACUUGUAAACUUCUGGAGGUGUAAAACUCUCCUCCGAACGUGAGGUAGUUAGCUGACAGGCUAAAGCUUCAGUGAAAGAGAGAUCAUUUAAGAGGCUUGGUGCUACUCACUAGUCUUUCCAUAUGCCUCUUUGUCUGCUUUCGCCCUUACAGCCGAUCUCCCCAUAAUACCUGGAAUUUAGGUGCUUCUGUCUAAGUAUAAAUGUGGGGAGAGCUGAAGGGCUGCAGUUGGUUUACAAAAGGCAGUAGGCUUCUUGGUGCUUACAGAUCAGAGAUAGUCUGGUGCUUUUGAAGCUGUCCUUUAGCUCUUUACCUCAUGUUGAGACGUUGACCCGGUCACAACAUGCUACUAAUACACGGGCUCUACAGACCGAAGGUCUUUGGCCUACAUCCGCAUAAUUAUCUACAUUUUUUUUUUUUUUUUUUAAUUAUUUAUUACAUAUAAUGACUAUGAUGAUUAUUGUUGUUGUGCUUGCUGUAAUUUUGUUUUCAUUUUAAACAAAUUGUAAAUAGAAGAAAAGAUUUUAUAAAAGCACUUUUAAUCUUGAUUUUAAGGAGGAAAAAUGACGAUAAUGGAAUAUUGACAACUUGAAUCCUAAUUUUUUUUAUGGAAUUUUAUUGGGAGAGAUAGAAAUGUAAAUAAUUAAAUAUUUAGGUAAGAUUAUUUAACUGGUGAGGAACAAAUCCCGAACGAUUCCUUUCAUUUUUAAGUGUCGGCAUGUUAAACCCUCAAUACUAGAAGAAGAAAGCUAGUCCUGGUCAGUACUCUUUCUCUGACACUUAUGGACGUUGCUGUGUAUCCUCUGUACUUUAGUGUACUGCUGUUCUUUUUUAAUAAGUACUGUACUUAGACCGAUACCUCUAAACAAGCACCUAUAGCAGCUUCCUUUUUCCAACACAUGAUCCAGACAGACUUGAGAACAAAACCUACACCACCACACGAUCUGAGGUUUUUUUUUUUUACGGGCUAAGAUCAUGUGACGUGAUGUAAUCACGUACACCUUCGAUCGCAGAUACGUUGAAAGAUUAAAAAAAAAAAGCUAAUCGAUUUCCUAUUUAAAAGCGCUUGUUCGAGUGAAAGGCUGUGCAUGUGUCUUGCACUGUAUCAGAUUUUCGAUAGGACGUGUGAUUUUUACGCCUUAGCGAGUUUCAUACGUUUAAUAUUAAGGUGUAAAUCUUUUUUUUUUUUUUUUUUUUUUUUUUUUUAGAUCAUUGUGUUUAUUUUUAUUUUUUGUUCUUGAAGCCACUUGAUUUCGUAUUUGUCAGAAGUUAAAUUUUUAAACAUGGUGCUACCUGUAGAGGUCACUGUAGAGACGCAGAGCAAAAUCUGUCAUUUUCAAAAUCUUUAUAUGAGCCGUUGUCUUGGUUUAAAGUGUAUAGGAAUCGUCUAUGGUGCUGACUGCAUUUUCAAAUUUUCCUCACUUAAGCAUGUUGAAAGAAUCUUAUAAUUAUUUUGUUUUCAAAAGCACUCAGAUGUUUUCACACACACACACACACACACACACACACACACACACACACACACACACACACACACACACACGCACACACAGAAAUGCUCUUUUUAACCCUAAUCCCAAACAACUGAAAAAUGGUACUUGAAGCAGGUAUUUAGAAUCAGUGAUAUACAGGUAGAAAACUUGUAUGCUAUGGAGAUGAAUAGACUGUUAAUAUUUUUUAUCAUUCUCCUGAUUAUACCCAGGUAUUCCUUAGUUUCUGUCUCACACGAAUACACUCAAGCUCAAAUGCUUUUUGUCCCCUCUCUUAAGCAUUCAGCAUCAAAAUCAUGAUCAUGCCAAUUUUUACUUAUUAAAUAAUGAUAAAAAAAAAAAAUGAACUCGAAUAACUGGCAGCUACAUUCCUAUUAGUUAAAGAUUGUUAUUGGUUCUAUUGUUUCAUGUCAAGUAUGCAGUAUGUUUUAAAGGUUUCUUUUGUUUGGUCUCUCCUUGUAGCUGUAUGGUGUAUUAUGUGAAUACAUAGUGUAUGUGGUAAAACCCACAAUACUGUUUUAUGUUCUUUAAAAGUAAAAAAAAAAAAAAAAAGAAUGAAAGAAAGAAAGAAAUAAAAAUAACUUUGCCUUCUCA